AUGAGGUGCCAGCGCCACCUUGAAGUAUUAAUUCAGAAUGCCUGUGUUAGGCCAAUUCCCUCGCUCUACUAUAGCGUCAGAACAUUAUCAACGAAAUCCCCACAGUAUCAAGAGAGCGAGGCUAGUACAAUUAAAGACAGUCGGCAAAAUGGUGCCCCACCGGAAGAUGAGGGCGCAAUGUCGAGGAGAAUGAGGGAUAUGUCUGAAGAAGCUAUGCUGGGAGGAAAAUCUGCAAUGAAAAACAUGCAAGAAGCCGGGUUCUCUGACGAGUUAAAGAGACAGCUAGAAGAGAGAAUAGCUGCUGCCUCAUUUAAAAAUGAACAUGCGCAGGCCUGGUCUGUUGUGAAUAUGCCGCGAAGUGCUGGACGAGGAACCCAGAACAUGGCCGCCGCUGCUCCUUGGACUGGAACAGAGAACAUUCAUGAUACAGCCCUUCGCAUGCUUGACGAUUCUAGUAAGCCUCUACGAACACCAUUCAAAAUUCCAUCACCGGUCUCCGUAAACGCACCGCCAAGAAUCCGUGGUGCUCGGACAUCUGGGCAACGGCUUGCUCAGGCUCGGGAACGCAAAGAGGCUUAUGAACUCACCCAAGAUUCUCAAAUUUCCAAAGAAGAACGGGAAGCAUACCGUCGAGAACUUCAUGAUCGAUUCACUCCUGGUGCUAGAUCUCUUCCCGUCUCACUUCAAGGGCUGAGCUCUUUGGCCAAUGAACGGAUAGAAGAUGCCAUAGCACAAGGUCAAUUUCGGAAUCUUCCCCGUGGAAAAGGUAAAAAUGUUGAACGUGACCAUGCCGCUGCUAACCCGUAUCUUGACACGACUGAAUACUUUAUGAACCGCAUUUUACAAAAGCAAGAAUUGGCGCCCGAAUGGAUCCAGAAACAGCAAGAAUUAAAGCUUGAACUUCACCGAUUUCGUACACAAUUGAGAAGUGAUUGGAAAAGACAUGCAGCACGUCUGAUAUCAAGCCAGGGAGGCUCACUACAGUUACAGAUCCGACGGGCUCAGGCAUACGCUGCUGCAGAGUCUAGACACAACAAAGCUGCCCGUUGUUCAGUACCGACGGAGUACAAGGAUGCUACAGGUGCCGAACCCAGAACACAGAUAGACAAUGAGGGGAGAUUAUCACGUACUUUGAGGAUCGAGGCUACGCCGAAUUCUACCGAGAGUAACUCUGAAAACGAACCAGAACCUCUGCCAAAUCUUCCUUGCCUACGUGAUCCGCAAUAUCUUUCUGUCGAAAAGGAGUACCAUGAACUAAAAAUAAAGAAACUCAACGAUCUCGUUCGCUCAUACAACCUUCAAGCCCCGCAAAUUGCCCAAAGGCCAUACGUCAAUCUUCAACGAGAGUUGGAUACUUGCUACGCUGAUGUAGCACCCUCCUUAGCGGAUGAAGUCCAUAGAAGGGCUACACAAAGAUCUCAUGAACCGGGACGAGUGUCGAUGACAGAGGCUACGAACCCCCUCCAGCAAGUUCUGGGUCUUGGCAAAGCUGUGCGAGUUUAUGACGAGGAUACAGCUAAGGGAUAUGGGAUGAAACAAUUUUGGCGUGACCUUUGGAAUCGUCAGGCGCCGACAGCGCAAUAA
Messenger RNA from Ophidiomyces ophidiicola, 1584 nucleotides. RefSeq lists its product as uncharacterized. The record is from RefSeq and is a predicted model, not a curated record. The transcript is spliced from 2 exons. NCBI's taxonomy places the organism in Eukaryota, Fungi, Ascomycota, Eurotiomycetes, Onygenales, Onygenaceae. Bases 1 to 1584 code for a protein of 527 amino acids.